GAUGAUGAUGAUUAUGGUUAUGAUGAUGAUGAUGGUUAUGAUGACGAUGAUGAUGAUUAUGGUUAUGAUGAUGAUGACUAUGGUUAUGAUGAUGAUGAUUAUGGUUAUGAUGAUGAUGAUGAUGACUAUGGUUAUGAUGAUGAUGAUGAUGAUGGUUAUGAUGGUGAUGCUGUUGAUGAUUAUGGUUAUGAUGAUGAUUAUGGUUAUGAUGAUGAUGGUGGUGGUGGUGGUGGUUAUGAUGAUGAUGAUGAUGAUAUCAAUAUUAAAUAUCUUUAACAACCAUUCCCAGUUAUUAUUUUAAAACGGAUCAUUCAUCUCCAGACUCGGAGUUGUUAGUUGUUGCCAUAGAGAUAUCCUGCGCUUGACAACCAGCCAGUUCUGCGCAUGCGCACUACCGUGUAGUCAGUGGAGCAUUGUGGGAUUGCACACGGCAAAGAGACGAGACGGUUUAGUGUGAUUAGAAAGCUAUUUAUUUGGUUUCUUAAACAUUCCGGAACAGUGACAUUAAGCUUGAACAGCAAACUAUGAACGCAUCGGUGGUCAAAAAGACGCAGGAAACUCUGGGGAAAGUCAUAAAGAAACCUCCUCUGACUGAAAAACUGCUCAGCAAGCCGCCUUUCCGGUACCUGCACGAUAUAGUGAGCGAGGUGAUUCGCACCACAGGCUUCAUGAAGGGCCUUUAUGCGGAAUCAGAGAUGAAGUCGGACAACGUCAAGGACAAAGACUCAAAGAUAGCGUUCCUCCAGAAGGCCAUAGACGUUGUGAUGCUGGUGAGCGGGGAACCCGUGGCUGCUAAGCCUGCACGGAUAGUGGCCGGCCACGAACCCGAGAAGACCAACGAGCUGCUCCAGACCCUCGCCAAGUGCUGUCUCAACAAGCUGUCCAGUGAUGAAGCUGUAAGGCAUGUCCUAGCUGGAGACAAAGUGGACCUAAAGGGGAAAGCCAGCACUUCCAGGUCCCAGGGCAAGGAGAACAGAGACGAGAAGAUUAAAGCGAGCAGUGUGAACACUGAGCAGAAAGACCCAGACCAGCCGAAGGACCAGGAGAGCAAGAGGAGGAGUGAGAAAGAGCAACGCAGAGAUGGCGAAAGGACUGAGAAAGCCCGGGAGAGAGACAGGACGAAGGACAGAGAUCGGGAUAAAGACAAAAGCCGUGAUAGGGAUAAAGAAAAAGUCAGAGAUCGGGAGAGAGAUAAAGAGAAAGACCACGAUGGAGACAAAGGGAAGGGCCGAGAUAGAGACGGAGACCAAGAGAAAGAAAAGACCCGAGACAGAGACCGUGAUAGGACCAAGGAAAGGGAACGAGAGAAAAACAGGGAGCGAGAUUCACACAAAGACAAAGAACGAGUGCGGGACAAAGACAGAGACCGUGAGCGGGCCAAGCGAACAGACCGAGAGAGAGAACGAGGGCUUCAGAAGGAGACUGAAGAAAGGAAAAAGACCCGAGCUGCAGAGGAAGUGAACAAGCGAAAACCUCGUCCAGAGGAGCUGAACAGAAAUCACAAAGCUGAGUCAGAGGAGACUGAAAGAGACGACCUAGACGAGCCGGACAGUCCUGCCAGAAUACCCAGGCCCUCUUCUGCCAAGGGACAGAGACACCGGCCUAAAUCAGGAGCACCAGAUGAACCGGAUAGUGAUGGAGGAGACAACGCUACAGCGGAUAAACCAGUUCGUAUUGAAAAUGGAGAUGCGUCAGAUGCUUUGGCACAACAUGCAUCCCACAGCAGCAACAGGAGGAUAGCACGGCCCAGUAGUGCGAGACCAGCCCCGCCUCGAGUAAAGAGGCAGGAGAGUGGAGACGCAGGCACAGUGGAGAGACUGGGCAGUGCCAAGCCUCCCUCUGCAGUCAUCGUGGACGGUAAAAAGCUCUCUGAGGAUGAGGAUGAUGAAGAUGGGCAGUUUAUAGUGGAGGAGGCAGGUCCACUUCCCCCUGACAUGCCUGAGCUGGAGAUGGGGCCAUCAAUUGAAUUACAAGGUGAUGAGAAACAUGGUGGGCUUGUGAAGAAAAUCCUGGAAACUAAGAAGGAUUACGAAUCAUCACCCUCGGCUUUAAAGUCAAAAGACCAGGAUCGGACGCCAGUGUUACAGGCGGCUCGUAAAAAGGAGCGAGAGUUAGUGGUCAGAGAGAUCGAGCGUCUGCGAACGUGCAUCCAGAGCGUGUGUUGCAGCGCUCUGCCUUUAGCCAAGAUCAUGGACUACAUCCAGGAGGACAUGGAUUCCAUGCAGAACGAGCUGCAGAGCUGGAGAUGUGAGAACAGAGAACACGCAGAGGCCCUGCUGCAGGAACAGAGGAUCACCGACAGCGCUGUGAAGCCCCUGAAGGCUGAACUGGCUGAACUGGAGCAGCUCAUCACGGAACAGCAGGACAAGAUCUGUGCCAUCAAGUCCAACAUCCUCCAGAACGAGGACAAGAUUCACAAGAUCGUGUCCAGCAUCAACGUCUCGCAAACGUGAACCAAGCAAUAAAAUAGAGUCUUCUGCGCACUGUACACACAGCAGAGCUGUGUUACCCACUCUCUCAUGGUGGAGGUGUGUGUGUGUGUCUGUGUCUGUGUGUGUGUCUGUGUGUGUGUCUGUGUGUGUGUCUGUGUGUGUGUCUGUGUGUGUGUCUGUGUGUGUGUCUGUGUGUGUGUCUGUGUGUGUGUCUGUGUGUGUGUCUGUGUGUGUGUCUGGUAAAUCCUUCCAGGGUGUGUAUGUUUGUGUGUGUGUCACUUUGUAAGAGUGUUGGAUGAAAACUGAAGGAAGGAGGUAGAAAUCGAGUCGCCCUGUUCAUAUCUCCAUGAAGCUUAAAGGUGCCUUUUGUCAAUACCUGCAUCUGUUCUGGAAAAAAACAAACAAACACUCCUGCACUGUGUUAAUCCCUUCACGUAGAAUUGCACACAUGGUUUGAUUGAGAAAUAGAUGUUUGAUCACAGUGAUAUUGAUGUGGUAUAUAUUUUAUCAUUGAGAUGUCCAAAUUUCCUGAUUUUUGUCUACAAAAAAUAAUGAUAAUUAAUUUACAUUAACUGCUUGUGUUUUGCAGGUAUGUAAGUGUCCUAUCCAGACUCAUGUUUAUUUAUAGUACUGAGAGAGCGAGAGAGAGAGACCUUCCUGGCAAUAUCUAAGACUUUAUUAUUGCUUUUCAGGUGUACUGUAUCCCUCUGUCUCUCCAAAGCUUGUCUUAAGCAAUAUCAGCCUGUUUUCUGGACAGAUCUUACCCUCUUGUUUUAGUCCAAACCACACCAUUUAAUUAUUUUUUUUUAUUCCCUUAUUCCACUCUGUCUAGAAAGCCAGCACAUAAUGUUAGCUAUUAAAAGUUAUGCAUGCCAAAAGCACUAGUCAAGCACCACUGCACUUUGAUCAGGAAGACUGUGACAGAAUACGUCUGUGAGAGCAGAAACCUGUUCAGCUAUAGUACAAAGACGUUUUCAAAUAAUCCCUCGUUCUGUUUUAAAGGUUAAGAUGCCUGUAUUUUUACCCCUCACUUAUAUAUUCUGUCUGUAAGUAGAUUAGAAAAGGAUCUAUCAGGCUCGUGGCACGAUUUAAGAGCUGUUCAGUCAUACGCAAACAUUUUUGAAAAUGAAUAUUUUAUAAGGAGGUCAUAAUAAUAAUAAUAAUAAUAAUAAUAAUAAUUUUAUUUAUAUAUAUAUAUAUAUAUAUAUAUAACAUUUCUAAAUUACUUUCAUAAUAAUCAUCUAAAUGAAUUGCAUAAUAAUAAAUAUCAUAUCAGUAUUAUUGGCUAUAUUAAAUCUGAAUUAUCAUGAAAAUAUGAGAAAAAUACAACUGCUUAACGUUUAAAGAUUGAUUAUGAAACAUUUCCUAUAAACUGUAAACUAUUUUUACCACACCCAUAUUGUGUUUGCUGUAUAAUAUGUACAUUUUGUUUGUAUCAUAGUUCACAAAUGACUAUAAAUUUUGUAGUGGAGUGAAAUAAAUGGCUUCGUUUAAGUAAAACACUCGCACGUGCCCUGUUUUGUGAGAGUAGAUGUGAAAGACAUGAAAGCGGAGUUGUGAAAGUUUGCUGUUUGGUUGAUAUGAACUAAACAUUACUGGGGAAUUAUGAUUAUUAUUUUGGACAGCGUUAUUGUGUGAAGUCUUGGGGGCGUCUGGCGUGGCACAGUUAUAUGCGCUGCUACACCCUGCCUUUGAAGGUCGAUCCAGUCUCUCAUUACAAAAACAGUUUAACAAUCUAAAUGCCUAUAUUAGAGGUCUGAUUUUUUUAUUUUUUUGGCAGACAUUAAGACAGCUGCACAGGACUCUCUCUCUCUCUCUCUCUCUCACACACACACGUCCACCUUUCUUUCCCUGGGAAGCAUGUGGAGACCCUUAGACUGGUAUUGAGAAUUGAGACCUGGCCAUUUCGGGUAAGAUUUUCGGAUUUGGAGGCUCUUGAAAUCCGGGGCACCUGGCUGAGACGCUGCUGGGAGAAGUGAGUGAACGUUAGGAUUAGGACUGAAUGAUUGGCCUUUGUGUUCCUUUUGUCUUUCUCCUCUCCUGCUGUGUGCUAAUGACAGGAGCAGCCAUCUCCAGCUAACACUGUGGAUAGAAGCUUCCUCAACACAGUGGAUGAAUUACAUCCAGCAAUUAAAAGCAGAUUUCAGUUUAAAAAUGAUUUAUUUUCUUAAUGAUGGAAUAAACCAUGACUGGGAGUGCAGUUAUAGGAAAAUAAUCAACACCAGGGUGUUGUUACCAAUUCCCAUUAAUAGCACAUUGCAAAUUGUUUUAUUCAGCUUAUACCACAGCAGUUUGUCGUC
Ictalurus furcatus (blue catfish) is the source of this 4732-nucleotide messenger RNA. RefSeq names its product TNF receptor-associated factor 3 interacting protein 1 (gene ift54). The record is from RefSeq and is a predicted model, not a curated record. NCBI's taxonomy places the organism in Eukaryota, Metazoa, Chordata, Actinopteri, Siluriformes, Ictaluridae. The transcript is spliced from 16 exons. Gene Ontology annotation, cellular component: axoneme; centrosome; intraciliary transport particle B. The coding region runs from base 525 to 2453 and encodes 642 amino acids. Gene Ontology annotation, molecular function: microtubule binding. Gene Ontology annotation, biological process: regulation of microtubule cytoskeleton organization; intraciliary transport; cilium assembly.